AUGGCCAUCUCCUACCCAAUUCCGAAAUGGGAUCGACCCGCUCCAACCUCAUACGACCUAAAUUGGGCGGACCUUACUGAACUUCCACUCGACCUGUUCGAUACUCCAGAGGGUAAAGCCGAACUAGUCAAGAGGGUCAAACACGCUCUGGAAGUUGAAGACCUAGGAUUCUGGUCAGUGACCAAUACUGGAUUCUCCGAAGAGGAGAUCGAACAUCAAUUCGCCAUUGGACAAGCGUUCUACAACUUACCCCUAGAAGAAAGGAAAUCGAACAGCAUUGAUGCUAAGAAUGGAGGCUAUCUAGGUUAUAGAGCUGCAUACGAAAGAACGAUUAAUGGAACCGACGUAUUGGACAACAUGGAAUUGCUCAAUGUACCCAAAUAUACUAAAGAUUUCGCCGAUACCCCAAGACAUGAAAUUAUAAAAGCUCAUGAAGCUGAAAUAUCCAAUUUCCACCGAAGGUGUUGGUACGAUGUCGCCAGAAAGCUAUUCAUCCUUUUUGCACUGGCGUUGGAAUUACCAGAAAACUAUUUUGUGGACAGACACGAUUAUGAGAAAGUCAGUCAGGAUCAUUUGAGAUAUAUGAUGUACCAUCCUAGAUCUGAAGAAGAUGAUGCGAAGUGUAAUAAUCUCUGGUCAUGGGCUCAUACAGACUAUGGUUCUUUGACUUUACUUUUCUCGCAAACUGUUUCUGGACUUCAGGUGAAGUUUGCAGAUGGCACUUAUAGAGAUAUCAAACCUAAGAAGGGAUCGAUAGUGGUCAAUGUUGCUGAUACAUUGAGCUUCAUGACGAAGGGUUACUUGAGGAGUACCAUCCACAGAGUUACCAGACCACCACCAGACCAAGCUCACAUCCACCGAAUUGGUGUCUUAUACGGCUGUCGACCAAAUGACGAUGUACCCGUCGUAGUCGCUCCUUCACCACUACUCGACAGACUGGGGUACUUGACACCUGAAGACAAACUUGCAGAUGAGAAGAACGCAGUCACCGCUGGGGAGUACGUAGCAGCUCGAGUCAAGGCAGUACAUGGUGCAAACACGUACGGUAAUGCCCCCGGGACGAAGUUCAAGCAUGGUAAUCUGGAAGUAUUGGAAAACUUCGGUGAAGUCAAGAACGGCUCGGGGGUUUCUAUUUGA
Molecule: messenger RNA, 1137 nt
Organism: Kwoniella botswanensis
Lineage: Eukaryota; Fungi; Basidiomycota; Tremellomycetes; Tremellales; Cryptococcaceae
Exons: 5
Coding region: 1-1137 (378 amino acids)
Molecular function (GO): 2-oxoglutarate-dependent dioxygenase activity
Source: RefSeq, a predicted model, not a curated record